AUCAGACUUCAGUCAUUUGCUACUCUCCAGCGCUGCUUUGUAGAAAAACAUAACCGCCUCUGUUCAACAGGCAUCAAGCCAGGAAAAAUGUCACAAUGACAGUUCAAGGCACAAGUCAGCGGGCGGCUUUCCAAACAUGACAAAAAAUAUUUUUAGACUAGUUGAAAGAGGUUCAGCACAAUUACAUCACUGGCAUCAUUUUGGUGCAGUGACUGAUGCUAGAUUCAGACUUCACACAUUCAUGCUAUAUCUAUUCAGGUACAGUGUGCUGCCGCAGUAGAUGUGAUCGCCCAAUUCUAACUGAUGAGACAAUCAAUUUCAAUCAUCGAUUGAUUGAGAGAAUCGGUCAGGUGAGUUUACGUUCCUGUAGGAACGGGCAUCUUGGCAUUUUACGAUCUAGUGACAAAUUAAACGUUUCAACCUGAGAAGAUCAGAUGUCCCAGACUUCCAACUCUGGUUAGAUUAAUUUUUUAUCCACUUUUUAACCUAAACAUGACGUGUUAUAUUUAAAUUAACAUGUUUAUAUUAUCAUUUUAUUUUAUGAUUUUUUUUUUUUUAGUUAGGCUUACAUUUUAUAUAAAUCUGUUAUCUAAAAAGUUUGAAAUUGGCACAACAGCGCCCCCUUCUUCUCCAACGCUCAUUAAAGACCACUGUGCGUGUGAUCAGAUGUGGUUUUGCAUCGCGCCAACACAAGGUGAGCUCGAACUCUGAAAUCAUUUGUAUUUACAGUAGAUGUUGACGGGAAGUUGUAAAUGUACUGGAAAAUACUGAGAAAACAUUCAUAACGUCACGAAAGCACCGAGGGAAGCCAGCUGUUUUAAUUAGCUCGUUUGCUAGCAGGUUGUGGAGGAAGCUAGCGAGCUACCAGCUAACCAACGGCUAGCGAGCUACCAGCUAACCAACGGCUGGGCCGUUAAUGCUUGCUCCGGAGCGUGUACUGCUUUUUGCAGUAAGCUUUGUGUUUUUACUUCACAGUAGUCACACUUUGUAACUUGUGUAUUGUGUGUCGUGUGCCAUAGAUAUAUUAAAUUACACGAAAAGCAAGUACGCUGAAGUUGGUAUCUGUCAAAUAUGUUCUGUUGGAAUUGGGAGUUUUCUCAGUUUGGUCGUUGUUGUGAGUGAGCGUCAGUUACAGCACAGGUUUUUCAGUAGAAGCUGCAUCACCGCCCUGCUGCACCGCUGUAUCUCUCCGCCUUCACCUGUGGCUGCGUGCAUGUGGAAGCUGCCACCUCCUGCCAGCCCCUUAAGACUGAUGAGAGGACGGCGGUGGACGCUGCGGACAGAAACGGCUGCGUCAGAGCAAAAGGACGCAAACGCCACGGCCAUCGCAGGCUCAGGAGGUCAUAAAGGCAACCGCUCAUAGAAAGUGCUGAAGGACUGGUUCUGUGUGAUGGAGGCAGAUGAUCAGAAAGGACUAAAGAACCAAUGGCUUCCAGCCCUUCCUUUGAUGAGGAACUCUCGCCUCGGCCCAAGGCGAAGAAGAAGAAGAAGAGAAAGUCAGAACGCAAGAGAAAAAGGAAAAGGUCACGUUCCCGCAGCUUGUCGCCCCUGAGGAAGAAGAAAAAGAAGAAGAAGAAGAGCUCAAAAAAGAACAAGCGGCACAGGUAUUCCUCCAAGAAGUCAAAGCACAGCUCUUCAAGUCUAAAACAUAAGAGGAAGGAUGAGCGCAAGCACAAGAAAAGUUCACGGACCCACUCGCGCCGGAGACGAAGCUAUCGGAGGUCGGAGUCGGACGGCUCCUGCUGCCAGUCUUCCACAGAGGACAGACACUAUUUGCAAAGCGCUGUGGUCCACCAGCCGUUGGGAGGACUGGCAGCUGCAGCAGAAGAAGCCAAGCACACGGACGUGAAGUGGAGACCUGCAACCAAAUCAGUGUGUAAAACGGCUCCAAAAUAUCGCUCCAUCCUCUCAACCAGCACCAUUUCCUCAACCAAACCUGGAAGCGAACUUUUGCACGGAAAAGGGCCUCAGCACUUACGGAGCAACAGCGAAGGUCCACGCGAUUACGAUUCUGGGAAUGACACGUCCUCGCCGCCUUCGAGCAAAACUAGUGUUUCUCGGGCGAUUGUUGCUGAUAAGAAGAACCGCUGUCAGCGUGUGGCCUCAGAAGAGAAGCUCAAGUUCACUGACAGAGAUAAUGGCUCAGAUUCAGGAAACUCUGUGACCAGCUACGCCUCCUUGUGCAGACCUUAUGGGGAGGAAGGCCUUUUAAGUGGAAAUGGCACGAGAGAGCAGAUAACCUUGGGCUGUCGGGUGGAGGCGGUGAGAUCUCCAAAGGCUUCCAGCUGUUCACGGGGGGCGAGCGAGUCGUCGCGAAGGCAGCUGGAAACCCGAUCAUCCAGCAGCAGGAGCAGAAGCAGAUCGUCUGGGAGCUCCAGAUACUCCAGACACCACUCCCGCAGCCCGUCUCUAUCUUGCAGUUCAUAUUCUCGGUCGAGUUACUCCUCCGACCCGAGGCGACGAGGCAGCGUGGUCAGCCUGAGCUCCAGAGGAAGCUACUCCAGACACAGCGCAGACAGACUACGGGACAGAAAAAGAGCAUCUAGCUCCAGAGAGACAGAUGUGAAGUAUGCACAUAAGGUUAGUGGGAAGAGACGGAGACGCAAAUCUUACUCUCCUAUGAAGAAGAGGAGGAGAGACUCGCCAAGCCAUCUGGAAGCACGGCGAAUCACAAGUGCCAGAAAGCGGCCCAUUCCAUACUUCCGCCCCAGUCCGUCCUCCAGCAGUCGCUCCACCAGCGUGUCGUCCUGGAGCAGCCUCUUCAGCCGCAGUCGCAGCCUGAUCCACAGCGUCAGCCGCAGCCGCAGCCGCAGCCGGAGCCACAGUUACGCGUCCUACAGGAGCUACAGCCGUAGUUCAUCCUGGAACUCCAUCUUUGGGACCCGCAGUCGCAGCCGCAGCCGUGGAUCAUUGAACAAACGCAACAAAACCAGGCACUAGCUGGAGAUUGAAGCAGAAACACGUGUGUGUGUGUGUGUGUGUGUGUGUGUGUGUGUGUGUGUGUGUGUGUGUGUGUGUGUGUGUGUUCCAUACCCACAGACUGAAUGUCUUUGUUUGCUUUCUUCUGCAUCCUCCUGAUUCAGCGUUCAAAAUGGCCUGAGACUGUUCUUUUCGAUUAUACAAAAGCAAGAAUGACUUCAGAGGAGCUUUGUUCUUGCUGUUCGUCAGCUGACGUUGCCAUAAGUUCCUGUGUUUAUUUUAUUAGGUCUAGUCUGUUAUAGACAUAAUGCAGAUCCAGUAAACCGGCAAUACAAAGGAACGUACCGGACCGUCCCUCGUCGUUAUUUAUGUGCAUUGCACCCAGAGGUAAGGUCACAUUUGAGCCAUUUGAUCAAUGUGUUUGCAAAUGGCUCCGGAUGGAUUGUUGGGAAAAAGGGGAACGGAUUAUUGCUCUGAUCUCAGCACUUCACACGGUGGAGAGCGAACAUGUUUCCUCUGAAAAAUGAAACAAUGAGGGCGUCCCGACAGCGAGCAAACUGCCUGUCAGCUCAAAUGUCAAAUUAAUUUAUCCUCUGAUCAAGUGGAAAACAAUUGAAAUGUCAGUCCAUGCAACGCAACAGAGAGCAAUCAAAACAGAGCGUGGGGACAGGGAGGCGCGUGGACCAGCGCUGCACCGCGUCACAGGAAGCGCCAUGCUUUCACGGCAAACACGCGCUAGACAGGAAGUCACACCUUCAGCUGUCUGUAAUUAUUAUUGUGUGUCAGAUGGAAGAGCAGAUCUCAUCUGUUUGCAGCAUUUUAAACAUCAUUUAUUUAGUAAUAAGUCAUUUACUUGAAUAGUGUUUUCUUGCUGCAGUAUGUAUCUUGAACCAAACACAUGCAUCUUCUGUUUUUGUUGCUGUUUUGUGCAGCAUCAUACAUAUUUAUUACUUAUUUAAUAUUUAUUGUCCUCCCUGGUACUGGUCAAUUUUUCUAUGCAACACUGUCAACUGUUGUUAUUGUUAUUCUAAAACGUCUGCUCAUUAAUCCCGGACGCGUUUUCCUGCUUUGAGUUUGUGUUUGUUUUUUUAAUGUCUUGUUUUCUUGCCAAGUGUUCAAUGAGAAGCUCAACACCAGCGUCAUUAGUUUGUUAAAUAUGAAGCUUGUAGGUCUAACUUCGCUGAACAGACGCUGUUUACCCACAGGUGUGAGUGACAUCGAUCUUCAUCUCUUACUCUUGGCAAGAAAGCAAGUAGGCACAUUUCUCAAAUUGUCAAACUGUUCCUUUAAUAUUAAUUUCAAAACUGCAAAAAGUUUAACGGAAGUUCUGCUUUUUCGUAUAAUCAAGAGAUUUAUCUUUCAGAAUGAUUUUUAAUCCAUCAUCCUGGCUGUAGAACUGCUCCAGGCCUGACAGACUGCUCUCUAUGCACUCAAUACUCAACUUAUUUUCCUGAAUGUCAUCCAAAUUGUACAAAUGAGGGAAAUAUGACACUGGAAAAGGAAAGAACUUGGCACAGAGCUCCUCCAUAAACUAUGAACUGAUGCCGACUGGAGUCAGCGGAUGAUUUGUGUCGUCGCGCUGAUGAACUUUGAUGAACCCGUCUCACAGUGGACGUCUACGUUGGCUCCUGUGGAAAAUAAUUUCCUAUAUGUAAUUACUGUGGUGUAAAUACGCAUCGGCAGCGUAUAAAUUAUUCUAAAUGUGUUAUUAUGAGUUACAGAAUGUGAUUUGGGAUUUGCUGGAUGUUAAAUUGUUGGUUCGGAGGAGAUAAUCUCCCCAUUAGACAUCAGUCGGUGGAAUCUAGACGUCUUUGUGCUUUAAUCCAUCUGAACAUUUGUUAUUUUGAAUUUCCCAGUAACAAGGUCAUAGCAGUAGAGCUUUGGGUGUUAAAUGAUGCGUACUCCUCCUGUUUUCCGUAUGAGCGAGCAUAUUGCAGAAGCAUAUGUUUUUCAUACUGUCACAUGUUAUCUUGUGUCAGUGUGGGCUGCACAUUGUAAUAAUGUGUCACCUGGAAAUUGAAUUGUCCCCGCCACAACCCCGUGAAAUCCAGUCCCCUCCACUGCGUGUUCAGAAUGAGCGACAUAAAACCAAGCUCUGAAUAAACGCCGGUGCAGUCGUGUGUUCUAUUGUGAAUGCGGUUCUUUUACGCGUGUUUCUCGAGGUAAAUACAGACGUUCUUGCCAAAUCUGA
Molecule: messenger RNA, 5110 nt
Organism: Betta splendens (Siamese fighting fish)
Lineage: Eukaryota; Metazoa; Chordata; Actinopteri; Anabantiformes; Osphronemidae
Gene: srrm4
Product: serine/arginine repetitive matrix 4
Exons: 15
Coding region: 1426-2940 (504 amino acids)
Biological process (GO): mRNA processing; neuron maturation; regulation of RNA splicing
Cellular component (GO): nucleus
Molecular function (GO): mRNA binding
Source: RefSeq, a predicted model, not a curated record